AUGCUCGGUGUAUAUGGACCACGACCACGUUGGACCUCCCCCAUGCUGCUCAGACAUGUUUGGACCAUGUUUGGACCCCCAAACAUGCUGCUCAGACGGCUUGUACAAGACAGCGAAAGGAGAAAGAUCGGCCUACUAAUAGGAUGCGACGCUAACGCCCAUCACCGUCAAUGGCGAAAUCCUGACACAAACGAGAGAGAUGAGUCAAUAUUCGAUUUCAUCCUCAGGUCCAAACUUCUAGACCCAGUCACCAAGAGGAGGGUCCUUGAUAAGCAUUCCUUUUCGGACCAUCGCUACGUCGAGAUAGCGGUAAACUUCGAAAACUUCACUAAGAUAGCUGUACGCAAUCCUAGGAAGGUUAACUGGGAUCUGAAUAAAAAUAUUCUACAUAGAUCCUUAGGGCAACCACCUUCAAGGAUUGUUGAGACUUAUGAGAGAUUUAACGCCAUGGUAGAAACACUGACACUGGCAUGUAACAAGGCGUACCAUAAGGCCUGUCCUGUAAAGAGAAUGGGCAGCAUCAGAUUGAAAAAGUCAUUUUGGUGGACCUCGGCGCUAACACCCUUCAAGAAAAAUGGCACCAAUACGGACGAGGCAUGGGAGACAUAUAAGGCUGAACUUAGGCGGCACAACAAAGAACUGCGAAAGGCAAAAGGAGCUGCCUGGGAUAAUUUCUGCACCAAUAUCCAGGGACAUCAGAGGCUUCUCGUCUAA
This is a messenger RNA of Drosophila ananassae, 714 nucleotides long. RefSeq lists its product as uncharacterized. The transcript has 2 exons. Bases 1 to 714 code for a protein of 237 amino acids. Gene Ontology annotation, molecular function: catalytic activity. The record is from RefSeq and is a predicted model, not a curated record. NCBI's taxonomy places the organism in Eukaryota, Metazoa, Arthropoda, Insecta, Diptera, Drosophilidae.